Molecule: messenger RNA, 3070 nt
Organism: Solea solea (common sole)
Lineage: Eukaryota; Metazoa; Chordata; Actinopteri; Pleuronectiformes; Soleidae
Gene: nop14
Product: NOP14 nucleolar protein homolog (yeast)
Exons: 19
Coding region: 171-2813 (880 amino acids)
Biological process (GO): maturation of SSU-rRNA
Cellular component (GO): nucleolus; small-subunit processome; Noc4p-Nop14p complex
Source: RefSeq, a predicted model, not a curated record
ACUUUGACCCGCGGCAGUGCACGCUGUUGGUCACCGUCAGUGAACCAACGUGGAAACUGUUACUGUAAAAACUUAAUUAUUUUAGGGUACAUUGAUUGUGGCAGAGACUAAGUGUCUCAUGUCACAUUCCGCCUGGACUUUUUAAGUCGACUCGUCAGCACGACUCAAAGAUGGGGAAGCCACAGAAGAAGAGGAGCCUUGCCGAUAAGGUCCGUAAGACCAAGACCUCUACUGAGAUCAAAAACAACCCGUUUGAGGUGAAAAUUAACAGGAAGAAGUUUGAAGUUCUGGGGAGGAAAUCCAAGCAUGAUGUGGGUCUGCCUGGUGUGUCUCGAUCCAAGGCCAUUAAUAAGAGAAAAGAAACCCUCUUGAAAGAAUACAAACAGAAGAACAAGUCCAGCAAGUUCAUCGACAGACGCUUGGGAGAGUACGACACCAAGAUGGCACCAGAAGACAAAAUUCUACAGAGGUUUGCAAUAGAGAGACAGCGUGCCCAUGACAAGAAGGACAUGUACAACCUGAAUGAGGAGGAGGAGCUGACUCAUUACGGACAGUCGCUGGCCGAAAUGGAGAAAUUCAAUGAUAAUUUGAAUAGUGAUGAUGAGUCAGAAGAGAAAGGACUUUUGUCUGCUGAGCUGACUGCCUCCCACUUUGGAGGAGGAGGCCUCCUUCGAAGGAAAAGUGAUCAGCCUGACGAGGAGGGAAUCCAGCGAGCCAAAUCCAGACAGGAGCUCAUAGAGGAGCUCAUCCAGAAGUCCAAGCAGGAGAAGCGGGAACGGCAGGCGCAGAAAGAGGAGGCACAGGAGUUGACUGAAAAGCUGGAUCAGGACUGGAAGAGCAUCCAGAUGCUGAUGGUGCAGAAGACACCCAAAGCUGAAAAAGAGGAGGAGAAGCCCAAGCUGGAAGAGUACGACAUGAGGGUCAGGGAACUCGGCUUUGAGAUGAAGGCUCAGCCCUCAGAGAAAAUGAAGACCCCAGAGGAGCUUGCCAGGGAGGAGAGGGAGAAGCUGCAGAAGCUGGAGUCAGACCGUCUGAGGAGGAUGAUGGGCGAGGAAGCUGGCAGCAGUGCACCAACACAGAUCCACAUGUCUGCAGAUGACCUUAAUGACGGUUUCAUUCUGGAUAAAGAUGAUAAGAAGACUCUGGCUUAUCAGGAUGGUCUAUGGAACAUUGCAGAAGAGGGCGGAGGUGAAGAUGGAGAAGAGGGAGAGAGUGGUGAGGAUGAUGAAUCGGAGGCAGAGGAGCAAGAUGAAGAUGGAGAAAAAAACGAAGAAGGAGAAGAGGAAGAGGAAGAAGUGGAUGAGGAGGAAGAGGGCGAGGAGGAGGAGGAGGAGGAGGAGGGCAGCAGUGAAGAAGAAGGAGAAGAUGGCCACUCUGACUUGGACUCUGAGCAAGAAAGUGAGGAUGACGGGAGAAAACAGGAUGAUGAAGAGAACAAUGCCACACAGCAGAAGAGCCUGAACCAAGAGGAGAUGAAGGCUCAACAGGAGGCAGCUAAAGCAGAGCUCCCAUACACAUUCACUGCUCCAGAGAGCUACAGCGACCUGAAAGAUUUGCUCUGUGGCCACACCCCAGACAACCAGCGCCUCAUUGUGGCCAGGACUCAGAAGUGCAACCACCCGAGCUUAGCUGUCGGCAACAAGCUUAAGCUGCAGAAACUGUUUGGCUUUCUGUUGGAGUACGUUGGAGAACUGGCCACUUGGAGUCCACCUGAACUCAGCACCAUAGAUAAACUCAUACCAGAGUUGUAUACCCUCUGUCAGAUGUUCCCUGAAGCAGCCUGUACGUCCAUGCAGGGCUUUUUUGCAGAUGCUGGUCACAGCCUGGAGGAAGAGCUUGAGGUCAAAGGGCAUGGUGCUUUCCCAGCCCUAGACAUGCUGAUCUACCUGAAGGUGACGGCGCUGCUGUUUCCUACCUCUGACUUCAGGCACCCUGUCACAACUCCAGCGCUGCUAUACAUUAGCCAGGCUCUUACCAAGUGUCCAGUGAGGUCAUUGCAGGACGUUACAUCUGGUUUAGUGCUUUGCUGUCUGGCAGUGGAGUACGUCUCUUUUUCAAAGCGCUUCUUACCUGAGCUCAUUAACUUCCUGGCUGGAACGCUACACCUGGCAGUCAAGGACAAGUCCUCUCUAGGUUACGCCGUGGUGCCGCCUUUCAGGUCGUCUGGGAAGAAAAAUGAUCUGCUGGUGUUAUCGGAUGUUGAGUCCUGCAAGAAAUGGAGCAAGAAGGAACUGCCACUGUCUGCUACCCAACACCUGGAGCUCAAAACAGACCUGGACAGAGACCAAUACAGGUUGAUGUGUUUGUCCACCUGCCUGGACUUGGUGAAGCGCUGCUGCCUGCUUUACAAAGACCUCACAUCCUUUCCACACAUCUUCCAACCGAUCAGAACGCUGCUUUUCAAACAUCUUUUAGCUCAAACGUUACCAGAGCCUUUACAGGAGCUUCACAGUACGAUCCUGGAGGUCAUCAGCAGUGUUUCAGUCACUAACAAUCCACUAGUGUUUGAGAAGAAGAAACCUAUCCCUCUGAAGCUGCUCACUCCCAAGAUUGUUGAAGUGUUGGACUACGGGAAGAAGCGUGGCAGCACCAAAGAGCAGAAAGAGCAGGAGCGACUGAAACACAAAUACAAGAAGGAGUUCAAAGGAGCUUUGAGGGAGAUCAGGAAGGACUCGCGCUUCCUGGCCACAGAGAAGCUCAAUGAAGUCAUGAGCAGAGAUGCUGAGAGAAAGAGGAAGGUGAAGGAUCUUAUGGGCAGCCUGGCCACUCAGGAGGGAGAGUGGAAGGCCUUAAAGAAGAGGAAGAGGAAGUGAAGAGGGGGAUGAUUUUCUCCGUCUUCUCUUCCCUGUCAUACAGACUCGUGUUCAGCUUUGCGUGUGCAAGGUUCAAAUGUGAGGAACUGUGUAGAUCCAGUUUGAUCAUGACGACAAACUCAACUUGUUAACAUGCAUUUUAUACAGUUAAAUACUAGCUGUCGGGAUCGAGUUGUUAAGUAUUCUGGUGUAGACAUUUGACUGCAGAUAGUUCCCUUUUUGUUCCAUCAGAAAAAUAAAUGUCUUUUUAUCUUUAA